UUCCUUGCAAGGACACAGACUCACAGUCAUUAAAAAACUAGACCAGCAGGUUUUUUGUAAUUGGACAGGAAGCAUGUAAAGAGGGAUGUACAUGAAAACAGAGAAAGGGAAGUAAAGUGCAACUGUGCCUAUCUCUUUAGUGGCAGCGCAGUGGGGACUUCCCUUUGCAGGAGAUCAAGAGGCUCUGGGCGGGCCGGAAGGAGCGCCGGACCAACUGAAGGAGGAGUCUGAAGAGAACCAGUGCCAGCCGAAGGGAGUGGCUCAAACAGGCUUGGCAGAUUUGUUUUGUCUUCAGCUGUGAAAGAACACAGGAGAACAGGGAUCUGUCUUUCACUUUGGUCAAUUUCUUGUGGAGUGUGUCUGAAACCUCCCCGCUGAUGCCAUGGAUAACAUCCAGACUGUCCUGCGUUUCUUCAUGAACCAGAAAUCCACCAUUGGCUACAGCUUCAUGGCUCUCAUGACUGUAGGUGGGGAGCGAGUCUUCACCCUGGUUUCCUUUCAGUGCCCGUGCAACCACGACCAGAACUUUGCCUACGGGCUGACCUUCCUGCUGGGCCCGGCUGCAGUGCUGCUGGUUUUGGGUCUCUUGUUCACCAGCAGGCUGUGGAGGCUCUACACUGGUUGCUGCCUCAACCCCAUGAAGCUGUGCCCCCGUGGGAACUGCUUGGGCCACCUCCGGGUGUUGAUGAGCAUUUUCUGUGGAGCUUGCGUGGCUCCUGUAAUGUGGCUCUCCGUGGCCCUGCUCAAUGGGACCUUCUAUGAGUGUGCGGUCAGUGGUCUGGAUGAUAACCUGGUGGUGGACCUGUUCUGUAAAAACAAGACAUUGGCGUGUCGGGAGGAGCUGGCCCGAGUGCCCUGUGAUCGCUCCAAACUGUCCACCGAUGAGCGCAUGGAGCUGCUGCUCAUGUUCAGGGCCCAGUCCCAGAUCCUGGGCUGGUGUGUGAUCAUCACCGCUGUCGUCGGGGGCCUCCUGGGUACCUGCUACAAAAACUGCCGCUCCAAAGUCAGCUUCCUGCAGCUCACCUUCUGGAAACGCUACAUGGAAAAAGAGAAGGAGCGCUUUGAUACUCUCGCUGUGGAAUACGCCACCAAACUGGCCGACAGAAACCUGCAGAGCUUCUUUGAGAACAAGGAGCCUGCUCCGUUCCCUUUCCCCAACCACAGCGCAUGGGAGGAGAUCUCUGCAUACUACACCUUCACCCAGAGCGAGCAGUGCUACAGCACCCUGCAGCGCUAUGUGGAGAGGACAGACAGGGACUUCCCAGAGAACAAAUCUGUGUUGGACGUAGAGUAUGGUGAAAGAGAUGCUCUGAGAAACAACUGACUGUGGUUCUGGGUUGGCUGCUGGUCGACUCUAUCAUGUUGUCCAGUCUGCUGCUGACCUGUGUGGCUCGGUGCACCUCCCCCAUCAGUUACCUGCAGAUCCGCUUUUGGAGAGACUAUGUUCACGAAGAGAGCAGCCUGAUG
Perca fluviatilis (European perch) is the source of this 1467-nucleotide messenger RNA. Its product is annotated as calcium homeostasis modulator protein 5-like. The transcript is spliced from 3 exons. Lineage: Eukaryota; Metazoa; Chordata; Actinopteri; Perciformes; Percidae. The coding region runs from base 383 to 1324 and encodes 313 amino acids. Gene Ontology annotation, molecular function: monoatomic cation channel activity. The record is from RefSeq and is a predicted model, not a curated record.